GAUUUCCAUAUUUAAUGACUGUAGAAAAUGAAUCCAUUCUCAAUGCAUAUUUAUCACUUAGUGCUGAAGAACAAAAAAACACAUUUGAGGGACUUGAUUAUGAUCCAGAAGAAUAUGGCCAACUAGUUGUAGAUUUUUUAAAGUCUGAAGCAUUUGAGAAGCAAACAGAAUCAAACCCACCAUCUAAAAGGCCUUUAUAUCCAUCAAAACUUGGUAAAGAAAUUAGUAAAUCUGAUGUUCAGAGAUAUAUGCUUUUUUAUAUAGUUUCUCGAUAUUUUGUUGAAUCGCCUGGUUCACAUUGUACUCCUUUGGCUGGUAAAUAUUUACAACCACCAUGGUCACCACUAACUCAAUCGUCGACUAAAUCUUCAGAAACUGAUCUUGGCAGCAAGGUUAUUGACGAAUAAUGUUAUACACUAACGUUACAAGCUUUCUUAAUCAAUAAUAUUUCGUACUAUAACUUAUAAGAAACAUCUUUUCAGAUUGAUGAAGAAGACAUUUACCCAUGACUGUGAAUCGAGAAUGUUACUCCUUUCACUGCAAAAUCUUGUUUUGUCCCUUAAAGUAAAUUCACUUUUUCUUAGAUAAUAAGACACUUGUAUUCAUGAUUAUUCUUGCUUAAUAUGUCUUAAUAUAUGUUUACUUUUAUUUUUUGCUGUGCAUAUCUUAAAAUUGAAUGUUAUUUUUAAACUUAUCUCCAAAUCUGGAGUGAGAAAUAACAAUAUGUAAUAUAAGCAUUAAUAUUGUUGUUGAUUUCGUUUGUAGUAAAUGUUUACUCGAUUCUUUUCA
This is a messenger RNA of Schistosoma turkestanicum, 789 nucleotides long. The record is from the annotation of a GenBank genome assembly. Lineage: Eukaryota; Metazoa; Platyhelminthes; Trematoda; Strigeidida; Schistosomatidae.